AUGGCGAUUAAAGUAGUGGAGAACGAUCCACCCAGGGCCCCCGUAAAAGUUAAAGCAUAUGUACCUCCACUUUCGUUUUCCCAAAGACUUCGAAAGAAGUCGAUGGAGCAAAAUAUUCAUGUUAUAAGUACAAAGAGUGAGGUACAAUCGUCAGAGAUCACUAUAGAGAGAUCUAAAAGAAAAGAUGACCAGGAAGUGAUUGAUGAAGCUAUAAAGGUAGAAAAAUCUACACCAAACGCAACUGAAAAUAGAGAAAGUACAGAAACAUCAGCUACUAAAACAUCAAGUCUAGACAAAGCUGACAUGCCUCCCAUUCUCUCUCUUCAAAAGCUCAAGGAGAACAAACAAGAUACAAAUUAUGAAAAAUUCCUCGAUGUUCUCAAGAAGCUCCAGAUCAAUGUUCCGUUUAUUGAUGCAAUACUACAAAUUCCAAGCUAUGCGAAAUUUUUGAAAGAGAUGUUGACAAAGAAAAUAAAGCUUCCAAAGUUUGAAACUAUGGCAUUAACUGAAGAAACUAAUGUGUUGUGUGAUACUGGUGCUAGUAUUAAUCUAAUGUUGUAUUCUGGUUUUAGGAAAUUGGGACUAGGUAAAGUCAACUCAACAUCAAUAACGCUACAACUAGCUGAUAGAACAAUCUCAAGGCCACAUGAAAAAGUUGAGGAUGUACUCGUAAAAGUAGGAAAUUUCAUAUUUUCUAUGGAUUUCAUUGCAUUGGAUAUACCAGAAGAUCAAGACAUUCCAAUUAUAUUGGGUCGACCAUUCUUAGCAACGGGACGAACCUUUAUCGACAUGGAGAAGGGAGAACUAAUCUUGAGGGUGGAGGACAAGCACGAGAUAUUCAAUAUUUACAUCCAAUAUGAGAAACCUCCCAAUAAAAAUGAUUGCUAUAGAAUUGAUGAAGAAGAGCCACGUGAUCAACGAAGCUGUCAGAACAAAAAACCAAAUUUUGGAGAACUUCUUGGAAGAGAUAAGGAUGGGCUCAUGGGCAAAUCAAAAUAUGGAGAACAAAAAAGGACUGCAUCAAUGAAAAUUGCACAAAGUGCAAUGAUGGAAUAA
Olea europaea var. sylvestris is the source of this 1056-nucleotide messenger RNA. RefSeq lists its product as uncharacterized. The transcript has 2 exons. NCBI's taxonomy places the organism in Eukaryota, Viridiplantae, Streptophyta, Magnoliopsida, Lamiales, Oleaceae. Bases 1 to 1056 code for a protein of 351 amino acids. The record is from RefSeq and is a predicted model, not a curated record.